GGGAAAGACAGCAUCUUGUACGGACAUAGGAAAACAUUACUGAGUAUAGAAAAAUCGCUUGACCCAAUGAUACCGAGACGUAUAGUAGUAUGUCUCCUGGUGUCCGUGGGGUUGGGGACAGUGUCCACUACCUCACAGUAUGGUGUAAUCAAGGCCAGAUUUACUCGGAAUAAUGAGCUGUCCUUCCCGGGAAAGGUUUUUGAGAACCAUGUUAUCAAGGAGUUUAGUACCAAGUACCAGGUUACCCACUGCGCCAUGGAGUGUUUCCUCAACAUCAGGUGCCAGUCCUUCAACUUUGACGCCAGUAUCCGGUCGUGUCAGCUGAACGACGCGUCACAAAUCGAGUACCCCCAAGACUUGAAGGUCACAGACACGCCGACAGCUGAGUAUCACCUCCGAAACGCUUUCUCUUUGGACUCCAAAGCCGUGGGUCCUUGUGGAAAUUUCCCAUGUCAGAAUGGUGGCCGCUGUCUGGACACUCAAACCAUCAACGGGGAUCGGACGUAUUUGUGCCUCUGCGCCGACGGGUGGACAGGAACCAACUGUGACGUUAAAGCUCACACUAUAGAAUGGUCGGACUGGUCGGACUGGGGCGCGUGCUCAGCUACUUGUGGAAACAGCCGACGACAUCGGAUACGUCAGUGUAUGGACAAAGAAACUGACACGUCCGUCGACGCCAGACACUGUUUUGGACCUGAAGAAGACUAUGACUUUUGUCCAUUUAAGAAAUGUCCAAUCUGGGACAACUGGGGAGAAUGGAGUGUGUGUACUACCAACCACACGUGUGGACGUGGCACCAAACAAAGGUCAAGGACGUGUUUAUACAAUGGCGUACCAGGAGUGGAUCGGUACUGUAAAGGGGACACAAUCCAGUAUGGUACCUGUGAAGGUAUCAAGUGCCAAAGCGCCGUGCGGCUUGUCAACGGCCCCGAGUUCGGUGAGGGACGUGUUGAAAUGUGGAACUCAAAGACACGGAUGUUCUACCCAAUCUGUGAAGAUAACUGGAACAUGACAUCAGCAGAAAUUGUGUGCAGACAGAACGGAUUCCUAGGAGCGUUCGACGUGGUGAAGAAUUCUUCGUAUGAAGAGGUUGACGAUUCUGCUGACUUUGUGACGACAUCUUGCCAGGGAGAUGAACGAUUUAUCCAGGAAUGUCCACGACAGAAGUCUGACGCGUGUCCGGGAUCGGCUGGAGUCAAGUGUAGAGUGAAGGGAGCAUGGGCUCUUUGGGUGGAAUGGAGUGCAUGCUCAGUCACUUGUGAAGACGGGAGAAGAACGAGAACUCGGACAUGUGACUACCCACCAGCCAAUCACGGAGGAGAACCUUGCCCGGGAGAGGAUAUUCAAUACAAACCCUGUACCGAGAUCAUGUGUCCAGUGGAUGGCUAUUGGUUGACAUGGUCUGAUUGGUCGAUAUGCUCUGUGACGUGUGAAAAUGGAACACAGUACCGGACAAGGGUGUGCAACGAACCUCUUCACAACGGAAAAGCAUGUGAAGGACCGAAACAGGAGAACAGAGAUUGCUACCCCCGAGAAUGUCCAGUGGAUGGGCAAUACGAGCCUUGGAACGAAUGGAGCACGUGUACCACUACGUGUGGCUACGGCAUGAGGUUCAGAAACCGCACGUGUAACGAACCUCUUCAUGGCGGCGCUGGAUGCCCUGGUGUGCCAUCACAGAGCGAAGUCUGUAACGCCUUCUCAUGCCCAGUGGACGGUUCUUGGAAACAAUGGAGCACGUGGUCGGACUGUUCUGUAACAUGUGGCGCCGGAACUUCCAACAGGUCACGUGAGUGUGACGAUCCUCUUCAUGGCGGAGCGAAAUGCCCCGGACCGGGCAAUGAUACCAGGGUGUGCAAUGACUUCCCGUGUCCUAUUGAUGGUAUCUUCAACACCUGGGCUGACUGGAGCGAAUGUUCUGUCACGUGUGCCAACGGGACACGUGACCGACACAGAACCUGUUUUGGUCCCUUCCACGACGGCGCAAACUGUACAGGCACAUACUACGAGAAGGAAAUCUGUGUGACCUUGAAUUGUCCAGUGGACGGUGUAUGGGAGGAAUGGUCUGACUGGGACACGUGUAACGUCACAUGUGGAGGCGGCGGACAGAGACGCUACCGGGACUGUGAAGGGCCCUACUUCGAUGGAGCAGAGUGUGGUGGUCCGCCCAUAGAGCAGAGAGACUGUAACAUGCACAACUGUCCUAUCGACGGAGUCUGGGCAUUGUGGUCAAACUGGACGACGUGCAGCGUCACGUGUGGUGGUGGUCUGCAGGAUCGAGAGCGCACGUGUGAAGGGCCCUAUUACGGAGGCGCCAAUUGUACUGGUGAAGAAACACAAGAAAGGAAAUGCAACACUCACUUCUGUCCAGUGGACGGAUUCUGGGAGUUAUGGUCCAACUGGACCUCUUGUAAUGUCAGCUGUGGCGGUGGCAUGACGUGGCGAACACGUGACUGCGCAGAGCCAUUGUACGGCGGUGCGCCUUGUAACGGAACCAACAUGGAGGUCGAAGAUUGUAAUACACACGAAUGUCCCAUUGACGGUAUCUGGGAAAUGUGGUCUAACUGGACCAUGUGUAGCCUCACGUGCAACAACGGAACACAGACGCGCAACCGCACGUGUAAUGGGCCGUUUCACGGAGGCGCUAAGUGUGAAGGGCCAGAGGACGAUAUGAGACUUUGUAACUCCUUCUUCUGUCCAGUGGACGGCGUUUGGGACACCUGGACAAAUUGGACAGAAUGUUCUCACUCGUGUGGGCGUGGCAGCAAGUACCGUCAACGGGAGUGUAUCGGUCCAUUCCACAACGGAUCUGAGUGUGAGGGAUCGGCGGACGAGACCAUGUUCUGUAAUCCUUCCAACUGCCCGGCUGAUGGGGUGUGGUUGCCCUGGGCUACGUGGUCAGCAUGUGACGUCACAUGUGGAUACGGAACUAAAUAUCGAGAUCGUCAGUGUGAUGGCCCCAUAGAUGGUGGACAAAACUGCACGGGAGACUGGCAGGAAUCUGAUAGAUGUUUCCCUACAAACUGCCCAGUGGAUGGCAUCUACACCUCGUGGACAGGGUGGUCCGAUUGUCCAGUUAGCUGUGGCGGAGCUCAACAAACUAGGAAAAGGACCUGCUUUGGUCCUUAUUUUGGGGGACUGGAUUGCCAAGGCGACGAUUCUGAGGUCAUGAAUUGUAACAUAGACCCAUGUCCAGUGGACGGUGACUGGAGUUUGUGGUCGCUGUGGGACACAUGUACACAGACAUGUGGAGGUGGAACCAAAUAUCGCUACCGUAUAUGUACCUUAGGGGCGCACGGUGGGUCUAAUUGUACCGGCUCACCGGAAGAGUAUGCCUCUUGUAACGAACAGAAAUGUCCCAUGGAUGGCCUCUUCAACGAAUGGAUGGAGUGGGGAGCAUGCUCCGAGAGUUGCGGAGACGGUCUGCGAAUGCGUGAACGGACGUGUGACGGCCCGUACAAUGGCGGACUGAACUGUUCUGGAGACUGGACUGAUAUUGGCGACUGUAACUUACGACCAUGCCCUGUCGACGGAAACUUUACGGAAUGGAUGGAGUGGUCAGAGUGUAGCCACACGUGUGGAGGUGGGAAUCGAACCCGAGACCGUGAGUGUGUGGGAACUAUGCACGGCGGUAAUCUAUGUGAAGGCCAGUACAACCAAACCGAAGGGUGUAACUCACACGAAUGUCCUAUCGAUGGCGUGUGGGAAUUGUGGGGCAUGUGGGGCGAGUGCAGCGUCACGUGCGCCAAUGGAACACAAUGGCGUGACAGGGAUUGCAUCGGCCCCUUUUACGGUGGCGCCAACUGUACCGGACCAUCCAACAACAGUCAGGACUGCUUCCCACGACCCUGUCCAGUGGCCGGUGUGUGGGAGAACUGGGGUAGCUGGGGCAUGUGCAAUGUUACGUGCGGAGGCGGGGAACAAAUGCGGUUACGUGACUGUGACGGGCCGUUCUAUGGCGGAGAUGAUUGCCAGGGCACCAAUGAAGAUUUCCAGGCCUGCAACACACACGAGUGUCCGAUCGACUGUAUCUGGCUGGACUGGUCAGACUGGGACGACUGUAGUGUGACCUGUGGUGGAGGUAAUCACUCCCGAUAUCGAGAUGAGUAUGGCCCGUUCUAUGGUGGACCCGACUGUACCGGGCCUGACCAGGAGACCAAAGACUGCAACACCCACUUCUGUCCAGUUGACGGCGUGUUCACGCCCUGGACCGACUGGUACUACUGUAACGUAACGUGUGGGGGAGGUAUCCAGUGGCGUAAUCGCACGUGUGACGGGCCCUACUAUGGCGGGGCCGACUGUCUGGAUGACUACGAGGACUCCAGAGAUUGCAACAUGCACGAAUGUCCAAUCGAUGGCGUCUUUACGGAUUGGUCGGAUUGGUUCUCGUGUAACGUCACAUGUGGGGGUGGAGAACAAUGGCGGAACAGGUCAUGUGACGGUCCGUUCUACGGUGGAGCGGAUUGUGAAGGAAACUACGAGGACAACAGGGAGUGCAACAUGCACGAAUGUCCGAUUGACGGCGUGUUUAUGCCGUGGAUGGAAUGGGGCCAAUGCAAUGUGACGUGUGGCGGGGGCGGCCAGUACCGUCACAGAGAGUGUGAUGGUCCCUACUACGGCGGCGCGAACUGUACCGAGUCCUGGGUGGACUACCAAGACUGUAAUACACAUGAAUGCCCUGUCGACGGUUUCUUUCUGGAAUGGACUGUGUGGGGUCCCUGUUCCACCACAUGUGGAGGAGGCUCCCAAAUACGGACACGGGAGUGCAACGAUCCUCUGUACGGCGGCGCUGAGUGUGAAGGAGACUAUAACCAGACACAGGCCUGUAACGAACACAACUGUCCUAUUAACGGUAUAUGGAAAAGCUGGAGCGACUGGGACGAAUGCAGCGUCACCUGUGGCGGAGGACUGCAGAAUCGGAACCGGACAUGUGACGGCCCCUAUUAUGGCGGGAAACCAUGCGAAGGAGCUGAUAAUGAUGAUCAGAUCUGCUCCACAAACUUAUGUCCGAUUCCGGGAGAAUGGUUGGAAUGGUCCUCUUGGAGCAUGUGUUCUAAAACAUGUGGCGGAGGCGUGAGGGACAGAUCUCGUGUGUGUAACGAGACUUCAUACGGGAAUCUGACAGCACCUUGUCUCAACAGCAAUGUGUCCUCGCAGGCCUGUCACACAUAUGCAUGCAGGCCAUUCGCGAGACAGUGCAGUGACCUCGCCGUUCUGGGGCUAGAGGACUCCACCUAUGUUGAAAUACGCCUGUCGGAGAUUAUAACCGAAGAAGAUGAUUUUGGCUAUGAAGUGUUCUGUGACAUGGAGCUUGAAAACGGCGUCGGAGUCACUAUCCUUGAACAUAGCGAAAUGAAAACGCACUUUGUGAGUGGUCAUGAAGGCGCCGGGUCAUAUCGGAUAAUUCCCAAAUAUGGUAAUGGAAACCCGUACAUGCCGUUCGCAGAAGCAGCCAUGAUGGUUGAUGCGUCGGCUAACUGUUCCCAGUACGUGGAAUGGGAAUGUAAAGGAGCGGUUAUCCACAAUCCAUACAGCACCGCAACAGAUCUGAGUUACACCACCUACUUCGUCAACAGAACUAGCCACAGGACCUACGAUGCUAGCGCCGCCGCCAGCUACUUCCCUGGAGGAGAGCCCGGAAGCAACAUGUGCGCUUGCGGAAUGGACGGUAGUUGCGCCGGAGGUCCAGAUGCAAUGUGUAACUGCGACAUCAAUGACAACGUAAUUAGAAAAGAUUUUGGUAACAUUACGUACAAACCCGAUCUUCCUCUACGGGCAUUCUGUGCUGGUGACACAGGAGAUGAAAGCACAGAAACAGGAAACGCGACGGUAGGGCCUUUGAUAUGUUUUGGAAUAUCUACGUAAAGAGUUUGAGAGAGAGAAAGCAUUACUUUCUCGAUCUGAUCGGACAUAAUCCACUCACCUGAGCCACCAAUCAUACCUGCAUGCUGUAACAAGCGAAAUGGCAAAUUGUUCAAAGUAUUUGAAAAAAUUAGAAAUCUUAAUAUUGUAUCCUUAUUAUUCUAAAUUGGAAAGGAAAAUUAAAAGAUAGGUUUUGAUAUGUGAUAUACAUUGACUUUGAACAAUUUAGUCCAGUUCUUACCUGCUAAUGACCUUGCAUGCGAACUUAAGAUAGCACUUCCUGUUAUGAUACAAACUCUGACGCAUGUUUUCUUUCUUAGAUUAUCUAGAGUUCUCUGCAAUUGUUGAUGUGUGUGUCCGUUUUCUUUUAUUUUCUCUGACGUAUCUAGGCAAAAUCGAUGAAAAUGGAUAUGCUACAGUUGGUCCACUGAUCUGUUGGGGAGCGGAGGCGUAAGGCAACGGUGUAAGAAAUCCACCACGAAAUGUCUCCCCCUACCUAUAUUCCGAACCUUAUACCCUUACAUGAAAUUUCUGCUUUCAGGCUUGUAAUGAGUGUUGCUUGAGUUAAAUGUUUUGUGGUUACGUGUUGCUGACACCUUUCUUGCUGCUACAAAAUUUCUGUCAAAUACUCACAAAAUGAACACGCAUAUAUUCCCUUCCAGAAAACACUAUUUAAUUGCACCGACUGUGAAGUAUUCGUUCCGGUUUAAAUUUUGUCGCCUAUGUCUAAAGAAUAUUCGAUUAAUGUGAUGGAUCGGCGUUUCAGGCGUAUAAAUUCAAACAUUAUGAAAGCGUCCCUCUAAGAUGUUUUUUUUACCAAUUUAGAACUGAAUUAUCUCCAAAUGACGUGCAUAAUUAAGGAUGUACGAAGCGUUUAAUAGAGUUGUGACGAGAUUGCCGUCGACUUCUGAUCAAUAGAUCAAUAUGGCAUUCUUUUCUGGUCACUGUCACCAAUCGGUUUAUUAUGAAUUAGCAUAUAACCUAUGGACAAAAGUUAUCUUGUUCGUUAGACAAAUUGGUCUGGAUUUCCCAGGAUCAUAUAUCGUAUAGAAAUAUCCCACUGGAGAUAUCUUCUCUGAUGAAUUAUAUCUGCCUUAAAAUGUGUUGAAAAUACGGUAUCUGCGAUAAUCUAUUGAUCUAACAUGGAACUUGAGUUAUAUCUAAACAGUAAUUGGGUUUUCGUUGACGCUGCGACGUUCGCUGUGGUUUGAUAGAUGCUAUGUGCUGGUAACGUUACGAAAUAUCUCCCCAGAUUCCGGAUUCAAGUGCAGUAUGAAAAUAGUUACAUUAGAGAUUUAUCGAUAUUUCGUGUGCCUCGGUUGUCAAAAACGUUUAAUUUGAAAUGAGGAAUUUACCGUAGGCGUUAGCUGAUGAGGACUUACCAUACGAAGAGAUAUAGAAUUAUCUCGUAUAAUAUUUAUCGAAAAAUGGUUGUGUUUUAUAUAACAAUGAAAUAACCUUAUCUAUCACAGUUGUUAAGAAGGACUCGAUUGAAACGAAAUAUUUAGGUAUACGGGUUGUUUCAUUUAAACAAAAUUAUUACUCCAAAUGGAAAUAUUACGAGUAUAAAAAUGUUUUUUCUGCUCUCCCUCUUUUUUGUUUUUAAAUAAUUGUUUGCCGAAGAAGAUGAUACUUCAAUCUGCAUUAAGUAAUUUCAAUGAGACCAACAUAAACAUAUGUGAUGUUACGCAAUCUUCUCCAGACAUUAAUCGAGUAUUCUAUUAUAAUAUUAAUACAAGUUAAGAGUUACAUUAACAUGUCCAUCCAAUAAUGAGAUAAGCGACAGUAUUUCUCUUGUUAUUCACGAUCUGGAAAUAAAAAAAAAUCACUGCAA
Pecten maximus is the source of this 7693-nucleotide messenger RNA. Its product is annotated as SCO-spondin-like. NCBI's taxonomy places the organism in Eukaryota, Metazoa, Mollusca, Bivalvia, Pectinida, Pectinidae. The record is from RefSeq and is a predicted model, not a curated record. Gene Ontology annotation, cellular component: membrane. Bases 67 to 5862 code for a protein of 1931 amino acids. The transcript has 33 exons.